Vanrija pseudolonga is the source of this 690-nucleotide messenger RNA. RefSeq names its product PITH domain-containing protein 1 (gene PITHD1). The record is from RefSeq and is a predicted model, not a curated record. Gene Ontology annotation, cellular component: nucleus. NCBI's taxonomy places the organism in Eukaryota, Fungi, Basidiomycota, Tremellomycetes, Trichosporonales, Trichosporonaceae. The transcript has 3 exons. The coding region runs from base 1 to 690 and encodes 229 amino acids.
AUGAGCUGCGCAGACGACCUAACAGUAGACGACCUCACGACGUCGGUCGCGACCGACGUGCUGGAGCGCGUGUCGGCCGGCGAGGGCGCCAACGCCAACCUGUGGGCGUUUAUCGACCGGGACAAUGUCGUUGGCUUGAAUCUCGUCGAGCCGGGCAACGCGCCCAAGGUCAUCAAGACUUGGGACGAUAGGUUGGACGAGGAGGAGUUUGUCGAGAGCGGGGUUGACGACGAGAUGAUCCUCCACAUCCCGUUCACCGCCAGCGUGCGCCUGCGCACCCUCCUCCUCCAUCUCCCAGGCCAAGGCCACCCCCACCGGCCAGGAAGACUACGCCUGUACGCCAACCUGCCCAACGCGCCGGACUUUGCCGACCUCGAGGCCCUCACGCCGAUCAUGGACCUCGACGUUAGCGAGCCGCCCCUGCAGCGGCGUGAUGGGGCCGGCAGGCGCGAGGUCGACGAGUGGAGCUUGAAGGUGCAGCGCAUGGCGAGUGUGUUCAGCGUCACACUGUUGUUUUCCGAGGCCAACACUUCCGCGCGAUCAACCGUCUUCUACGUCGGGUUCAAGGGCGACGCCAAGCAGCUCUCAAUGGACAUGAGCAAGCUCGGGCAGAUCCCCGCCGCCAACGCGGCCGACAAGCCCGUCGACGGCGUCGCGGAAAAGAAGGGCAACUACACGACUAUCCGGUAG